AUGACGAAAAAAACGUCAGGAAUGGGCCAUUACACGGGCACCUCAUCCGGGCACGUGGGAUCAACGGGUGGGUUGAGUAGCUUCUCCACCGGUGGAACCGGUGGUGUGGAAACCCCAGAAAAGCAGUCCUCAUCAGCCACCGGUGCAUCUGGUGGACAGCAGCACCUUCACCACACCGAUGCCGGUCUCGGUGGUAAAGGCACAGUCCAGGACCAACGCCAUCAUCAACAACAUCAUCAUCACCAUCAGUCACAGCACCAUGCGCACCGUCAACAUCACCAGCAUCAUUUGCAGCAACAGCAGUCCGGUGGCAAUGGCCGGGACAAACACACCGUACACUGGUUCCGCAAGGGUUUACGACUGCACGAUAAUCCGGCCUUGCGCGAAGGACUACGCGGGGCCAGGACGUUCCGGUGCGUUUUCAUCAUCGAUCCCUGGUUCGCGGGCAGCUCCAACGUCGGGAUUAACAAGUGGAGGUUUCUGCUGCAGUGUUUGGACGAUUUAGACCGUAACCUGCGAAAGCUCAAUUCGCGCCUCUUCGUCAUCCGCGGGCAGCCAGCGGACGCACUACCAAAGCUCUUCAAGGAAUGGGGCACAUCCUGCCUGACGUUCGAGGAGGACCCUGAGCCGUUUGGGCGCGUGCGCGAUCACAACAUCUCCGAGAUGUGCAAGGAGCUCGGCAUCGAGGUCAUUUCGGCGGCUUCGCACACGCUGUACAAUCUGGAAAGAAUUAUUGACAAGAACGGAGGUCGUGCGCCACUGACGUAUCAUCAGUUCCAAGCCAUAAUCGCCUCGAUGGACGCACCACCUCAGCCCGAAGCUGCGAUCACGUUGGAUGUGAUUGGGAACGCUACCACGCCGCAGUAUGACGAUCACGACGACAAGUACGGUGUGCCAACGCUGGAAGAGCUCGGUUUCGAGACGGAAGCACUCCGACCACCGGUCUGGAUCGGUGGCGAAACGGAAGCCCUUGCUCGGCUCGAACGUCACCUCGAACGAAAGGCAUGGGUGGCGUCCUUUGGACGGCCCAAAAUGACGCCCCAAUCACUGCUCGCUAGUCAAACGGGACUUUCGCCAUAUCUGCGCUUCGGAUGUCUCAGUACGCGGCUGUUCUACUACCAGCUGACGGAUCUGUACAAGAAAAUCAAAAAAGCGUGCCCUCCGCUGUCCCUUCACGGGCAGCUGUUGUGGCGCGAGUUUUUCUACUGUGCCGCCACCAAGAACCCGACCUUCGACAAGAUGGCCGGUAAUCCGAUUUGCGUGCAGAUCCCCUGGGAUCGUAAUGCGGAAGCACUGGCCAAGUGGGCCAGCGGACAGACCGGGUUUCCAUGGAUUGACGCGAUCAUGACGCAGCUGCGCGAGGAAGGCUGGAUACAUCAUUUGGCGCGGCACGCCGUGGCGUGCUUUCUGACACGGGGUGACUUGUGGAUAUCCUGGGAGGAGGGUAUGAAGGUGUUCGAGGAGUUGCUGCUGGACGCCGACUGGUCGGUCAACGCCGGCAUGUGGAUGUGGCUUUCGUGCUCGUCCUUUUUCCAGCAGUUCUUUCACUGUUACUGUCCGGUGAAGUUUGGCCGCAAGGCUGACCCAAACGGGGACUACAUACGGCGGUACCUGCCGGUGUUGAAGAAUUUCCCAACACGCUUCAUCCACGAGCCCUGGAAUGCGUCGGAUAGCGUGCAACGAGCGGCCAAAUGUCUCAUCGGCAAGGACUACCCACUGCCGAUGGUGAACCACGCGAUCGCAUCCCGUGCCAACAUGGAACGCAUCAAGCAGGUGUACCAGCAUCUCGCAAAGUACCGCACCCCAACGGGAGGCUGUUACGAGGGUGAUUGUGGCGAAAAGGGUGGUUCCGCCAUCGCGGGUGUCAUGACAGCGGCCAAGGUGCAGCACAUGAACACGAGCAGCAUGAACGAUAGCCCUAGCCCAACGACGAUAUUGACCAGCGUGAACAGCUCGGGUAACUACAUGUGCCGCAGCAAUCCGUCCGCACAAAGCGAUCCCAACGGGAAGGUGAUCACGUACCAUCCACUGUUAACCUUACCGGAUGGGCGGACUGUUCCCGGUGGCAAUGGUAGUGGCAUCCGGCGAUCAGCUGCUCUAACGGGUGGCAAAAAAUCCAUCGACGGAUCUGAUGGGCUCGUGCAUCUGGGACCCGGAAAGGAUGCUAACGUUGAUCUACAGCAGCAGGCGCAACAGCAACGCCAUCAGCAACAGCAGCAGCAACAGCAGCAAGCUCAGCAACAGCCCGAGAUGAACCAGCAGUCACAGCAGGAAAAUAACCGGCCUCUUGUGACUGGUGAUGAUGAUCAGCAUUACGGCAACUUACCUGUGGCUGAGUACGCGGCAAUCAAACCGGACAGCCUGAGUUCGCUCAUGCGCACCGGUAACCUAACGGCCGUUGGUACGCGGUUCUCCAAUCUGCAGGAUCAGCUAAGCAACAGCCUCAUGUCACUCGAGUGUGACGUGAUGGCGGCGAAGCUGAAACCAAACAACUACGAGUUCGAGCGGAACCAGAACAUUUACAACAGCCAGUUCAAGGUGGAGUACAGUGACAACUUCAACUCCGGGUAUGGUUUGCGUAACGCCGUGUUUUACGGUGGCAAGCGCGAGGACGACAGCGAAGACGCCAAGGUGAACAGCAUCAACAACAACAGCAACCGCGAUGAUGACAGCACUGGUGAAGGAGUUGCGGAUAACGACGCUAACGAAGACGAUGAGUCCCCAAUGACGUCUCUCGAAGACACGGGAGUUCGCUCCGGUUCGCUGCUGUUUGCGGCUAACAAGACGAAGAUCAAGCAGGAAUCGUUGGUGCAAUCCUCGCGCAUGUUUCUCGAACCACCGAAGCACCUUCCUGGAUCGAAGGCGCAUUCCACCGACCAGGAAUCGAACGCGCAGGUUAAGAAGGAACAGUCGCAACACGCCUCGCAACCGCCACCGGCUCACUCGAUGCACACCGACUGUGAUUACGUUCCGGGGAGUCACAAAUUGCUGACCGGGAUGCACUGUACCGGUACGCAGUCCCAGCAGCAACCGAUUUCGAUUUUGGACAGCCAGGGUGAGUCGUCGCAGAUGGAUCAAGGAGCUGAUCAACCGAUGCAGGAGUCACCGAGCAGCGAAGAGAAGCUGAACGCCGCGGACUAAGUGGCACCGAUCUUUGGAAGGUUUUUGUUUCUACUUUGUGCUAAAUUGCAUCAUGUCCUGUAUUACGAAUGAUCUUCGCGAACAUUUUCCUACAACACGAACAUAUUGUGCUUUUGAGACAAGUCUUUAAUAAAAGGAACUAGUAUUGCU
Molecule: messenger RNA, 3291 nt
Organism: Anopheles nili
Lineage: Eukaryota; Metazoa; Arthropoda; Insecta; Diptera; Culicidae
Exons: 4
Coding region: 1-3141 (1046 amino acids)
Biological process (GO): entrainment of circadian clock by photoperiod; circadian regulation of gene expression; negative regulation of DNA-templated transcription
Cellular component (GO): cytoplasm; nucleus
Molecular function (GO): DNA binding; FAD binding
Source: RefSeq, a predicted model, not a curated record